Molecule: messenger RNA, 1353 nt
Organism: Eutrema salsugineum
Lineage: Eukaryota; Viridiplantae; Streptophyta; Magnoliopsida; Brassicales; Brassicaceae
Product: protein-lysine methyltransferase METTL21D
Exons: 10
Coding region: 194-1150 (318 amino acids)
Source: RefSeq, a predicted model, not a curated record
GGCCUUAGUAAGUCCAAUAAACAUAAAACUUCCACGUCACACGGAGGUUUCGAACGUCGUUUUCCAUUUUCUGAUUUUCCCUCAACUGACCGGAAGUGAAACGCCUUUACGAAUUACGAGAACUACUCUCCCUGCCUCCGUGGAGACCAACGAUAAAUCGCCCAAAGUUUGUGUUUUGUCGCACGAAGAACAAAUGGAUCCCGACAGGUUGAAUUCUCCAAGCACCUGUACAGUAACCCUUGAGGUUUUGGGACACGAAUUAAACUUUGCUCAGGAUCCAAAUUCUAAGCAUUUAGGAACAACCGUGUGGGAUGCGUCCAUGGUGUUUGCCAAAUAUCUGGGGAAAAAUUGCAGGAAGGGAAGGUUUAGUCCGUCUAAACUGAAAGGGAAACGUGUUAUUGAGCUCGGAGCGGGUUGCGGCGUUGCAGGAUUUGCUCUGGCGAUGCUGGGCUGUGAUGUGAUUUCAACUGACCAAAAGGAGGUUUUGCCACUGCUAAAGAGGAAUGUAGAAUGGAACACGUCCACAAUCUUGCAGAUGAAUUCUGGUUCAGCAUCAUUUGGAUCUCUCCGAGUUGCAGAGCUCGACUGGGGAAAUGAAGAUCAUAUAAGGGCUGUAGAGCCGCCAUUUGACUAUGUCAUUGGUACUGAUGUUGUAUACGCUGAGCAGCUUCUGGAGCCCCUGUUGCACACGAUACUUGCACUGUCAGGGCCAAAGACUACAGUUAUGUUGGGAUACGAGAUACGUUCGACGAUUGUUCAUGACAAAAUGCUUCGGAUGUGGAAAGACAAUUUCGAAGUCAAAACCAUACCGAGAUCCAAGAUGGAUGGUGAAUACCAAGACCCGAGCAUUCAUCUGUACAUCAUGUCACAGAAAUCUUCUGCGGAGAGCUCUGGAAAUGCGACCCAAGAUGAAGUUGUUGACACGGCUGAAACAAAAUGUGAGACGAAAACCUCAACCAUAGAAUGCCAUGUUUUGCCAAAUCUGUUGGAGGAGGAAGCCGUUGCUACACAUCGUCCUCGUCUUAAAGAAGAUAGUUUGUUGAUGAGAUUACGGGACGGAAAGCUGAGUGAAUGGGAGAUGAGAAGGUAUGGUACAGUUGCUGCACAGCUUCUCCGUGACGUUAAAAUAGAUGUUCAGGUUAAAAAAUGACUUUGCAUAAAGCACCUUCAGAGCCAUGUUCCCCAAGAUCUCAACAGUUUUUCUUUUUUACCUCUUUGGUAUUAUGGACAAUGUAUACAAGGAUUCCUCAAGAUCUCAACCGUUUUUUCUCUUCUUUUUUUUCAACAUUUUUUGGUACCCUAUCAUGGACAAUGUGUACAAUGAAUCCUCCAGACUUCUUUCUUUCAAUGAUC